Messenger RNA from Psammomys obesus (fat sand rat), 473 nucleotides. RefSeq names its product nuclear factor 1 A-type. Gene Ontology annotation, biological process: regulation of transcription by RNA polymerase II. The transcript has 3 exons. Gene Ontology annotation, cellular component: nucleus. Gene Ontology annotation, molecular function: DNA-binding transcription factor activity, RNA polymerase II-specific; RNA polymerase II cis-regulatory region sequence-specific DNA binding. The record is from RefSeq and is a predicted model, not a curated record. The annotation marks the transcript as partial. NCBI's taxonomy places the organism in Eukaryota, Metazoa, Chordata, Mammalia, Rodentia, Muridae.
CAUGCCAUCUCCAACCACACUGAAGAAGUCUGAGAAGUCCGGCUUCAGCAGCCCCUCCCCUUCGCAGACCUCCUCCCUGGGAACAGCCUUCACACAGCAUCACCGACCUGUCAUUACAGGACCCAGAGCAAGUCCACAUGCGACACCAUCGACUCUCCACUUUCCAACAUCACCCAUCAUCCAACAGCCUGGGCCUUACUUCUCACACCCAGCCAUCCGCUACCACCCUCAGGAGACGCUGAAAGAGUUUGUCCAACUUGUCUGCCCUGAUGCUGGUCAGCAAGCUGGACAGGUCGGGUUCCUCAAUCCCAAUGGAAGCAGUCAAGGCAAGGUGCACAACCCAUUUCUCCCCACCCCAAUGUUGCCGCCGCCACCGCCACCACCGAUGGCCAGGCCCGUGCCUCUGCCCAUGCCAGACACCAAGCCUCCAACCACAUCAACAGAAGGAGGUGCAGCUUCUCCCACCUCGCCGA